Botrytis sinoallii is the source of this 1674-nucleotide messenger RNA. RefSeq lists its product as uncharacterized. The transcript has a single exon. The coding region runs from base 1 to 1674 and encodes 557 amino acids. The record is from RefSeq and is a predicted model, not a curated record. NCBI's taxonomy places the organism in Eukaryota, Fungi, Ascomycota, Leotiomycetes, Helotiales, Sclerotiniaceae.
AUGCCCAGCAACGAGAUGGACCUGCGCGGUUGGAUAGCAAAAUGGGGGCAAGCUAGUAGGACUAGCAAUAUUGAACACGAUAUUGAACAGACUCUUGAACGGGACAAGAGAAGGGAGCAAUAUAUUGCAUACCUCCUCGCUUCAAAACAAAUCGAAGCUCCUCAACAACUCGAAGCAUCCAAACGAGAUGAUAUCCUACAACUCAGAUCUCUAUUGCCACUGCAUCCCAACCCAGCUCAACACUUCGAACGUCUUUCGGUAGUCCUCAUGUUCCGCACUCCUUUCUCCAAUCUAACACGCAGACAACAAAAUGACUACGGCUGGGGGUUGGAAAGUGUGCCUCUGCUUGAGAUGUUCGGAAGAGAAUUCCUGAAGAAAAGCUGUGAUCUGUAUGCAGUUGACCUUGGUCGGUUACAGUUGAUUGUCAAUGAAUUGUGGUUGCAAAACGUGUUUUCGCCAUCAUUGAGCUUGAUGAGUGGGCUUCGGAAAUUCACAGACACGGAUCUGGUGAGCGAUUGGUUCAGAAUAGCUAUUGGGCUACCAGUUCUCAAUAAGGACAGGCUGGUAUUUGCAAAUCAAAGCAGCCCUUCGGGCUUGCUCAGUACUAAAGAGCGCCUCUAUGAGCCACGGACAACCCCAAAACAAUCCUCCAACGCCGUGGCUCAAAAGCCAAAGUCAUCAUCUAACAUCGCGCAACCCAAAGUUGGCGGUCGUACACCACGUCCCACCAAGAGUCUGUACAUGACCAUGAUUUCUUCCACUUCUAAACAUGGGGGAAAAAGUAAUAUUUACAAUCCAUCGGCUCUCCGUCGACCAAAGGGCGCAACAGCUCCGGUUCAAAACUGCAGAGCUGCACAACCAACAUAUGGCGAUUCGAGAUCUCAUUUAAUACCCACAUCUAAGGAUGUGAGUAUCAGCAGAGACAACACCCCCAGCCGUCGUUUCUCCACACCUGACGUAUCUCAAUAUGGGGAUUGGGAGAGUUUCUGUCGGUCACAAUCUACAAAGCCCAAGCCUAGAUCAAGAUCAUUUUCUGAGGGUCCUAAUAGUUCACGAAACAGCGCCCCAGAUGCCUUCUUUCCUGCGCCUGUUAUUCACCAAUACGGACCAUCUGAGAGUCUCCCCACACCGCAACCCAAACAAAACAGUCCGGAUAUCUGGCUUGGAGUCGGAAUCGUCCCAGCUAGCAUUCAACCCCAAAAUUCUAUGCUUGAAAGUCCUUCGACUGUUACUUCUGACACAGGUCACGAUGAGGAUCCCAUGGACAUCGAUGAUGCAGUAUUCUUAAUCGUGGCAAACACUUCACUGGCUUCCAGUCAAGUCCCAACAGGAUCGAUCAAUUCCACUCCUGAUUACUAUGACGAUGGAGACGCAAUGGAUCUCGAUAUUCCAUUGCCUGAACGCCAACGAAGACCCUCUCUGACUCGCCAUCAGACUUUGUUGAAAUCAACACAUGUUGCAUCCGAGGCUGGGUCUGGAGCUGGAGCUACAUCUCGUAGCAACAGCAGACGAAGCUCUAUUUGCAAUCCCUCACCGACUGCUUCUACUGUUAUGAAUGCAAUGAAAAUCAAUCAUUCAAAGGUAGUCAGAAGCUCACGCAGAUCUCGCCGUUCAUCUUUAUCUCCUCGAGAUGUUGUGACCAAGUUGGAGGAUUUAGAUACUCGCUCAUUUUAG